AUGUUGGAUGUCCAAGUUGAUGAUGUUGGACCCCCCGCUGAUUGGGUGAAAAUCAAUGUUCGUGCAACAAAUGAUUCCUUUGAGGUCUAUGCACUGGUUCCUGGGCUUUCACUAGAUGAGGUACGGUUUCAAUCUGAUCCAGCUGGUCGUCUGAUCAGUACCGGAAAGCCAAACCAACUUGACAAUUUUUGGGGUGUUACUUCCUUCAAGAAGGUGGUCACCUUACCUGCUAGAAUUGACCAACUUCAGACGCACGCUGAUCUCACCCUUCAUGGAUGUCUUCAUGUUCAUGUGCCCUUUGUGCAGCAAAAUCUCUGAGUUAACAUAGCAGGAGUAUUGGUAGUUGCCCGACAUUGUGA
Molecule: messenger RNA, 359 nt
Organism: Solanum pennellii
Lineage: Eukaryota; Viridiplantae; Streptophyta; Magnoliopsida; Solanales; Solanaceae
Product: AT-rich interactive domain-containing protein 5-like
Exons: 4
Coding region: 1-318 (105 amino acids)
Biological process (GO): regulation of transcription by RNA polymerase II
Cellular component (GO): nucleus
Molecular function (GO): DNA binding
Source: RefSeq, a predicted model, not a curated record